Anoplopoma fimbria (sablefish) is the source of this 872-nucleotide messenger RNA. Its product is annotated as EF-hand calcium-binding domain-containing protein 4B-like. The record is from RefSeq and is a predicted model, not a curated record. The transcript is spliced from 8 exons. Gene Ontology annotation, molecular function: GTPase activity; GTP binding. NCBI's taxonomy places the organism in Eukaryota, Metazoa, Chordata, Actinopteri, Perciformes, Anoplopomatidae. The coding region runs from base 294 to 770 and encodes 158 amino acids.
GUUUGCAGAAGAAAGGGUCAAUUAUAGGUAACUACUUACUGCAAGACAAGCUACUGAAAAGACAGCUGAGCUCAUCUGAUGAGUUGGAGCAGGACAAAGACACAGAGAUCACAAACUCAUCAAAGAGACACCAACCUUCAUGUAGAGUCAGUGGUGAAAAUGUUGAACAGGUACAAACUCAGACAACAAUUGUGAGUCCUCAGCGAGUGUUCAAGGUGGUAUUCCUGGGUAACUCAGGCGUUGGUAAGAGCUCCUUCAUCCAGCACUACUGCACAGGAAACUUCUACAGUAAAAUGAACGCUACUGUCGGUAUCGAUUUCCAGAUGAAGACUUUAACUCUGGGCUCCACCAUCAUCACCCUGCAGCUGUGGGAUACUGCAGGACAGGAGAGGUUUCGCAGCAUCACCGAGCAGUACUACCGCAAGGCUGAUGGUAUCCUUGCAAUGUAUGACAUAACUCAAUCCUCCUCCCUCACUGCUGUGAGAUCAUGGAUGGACUCUGUGAAGGAAAAGAUGUGUGAAGAUGCGGUUCUGAUGCUGCUGGCGAACAAGCUGGACCUGGAAGACAGCAGAGAAGUGAAAACAGGGGAAGGGCAGAGACUAGCAGAUGAGCACCAAGCUUUGUUUUACGAAUGCAGUGCCAAAACUGGAUGUAAUGUGGAGGAGCUGAUGACUCAUCUUGCUGGGAUGUUAGUCUCCCAGGAUGAUCGACAAUGUGAAGAUGCACUUUUACUGACUCAGGGCAUCGCCAAAAGAGGCUGCUGCACAUAAACAGAGGAUGAAAGGCUUUUGAAAAGACUUUUAACUAUAAGCUCCCAGGCCCAAGUCCAAAGGUCACGUAAAUCAUUUCAUCAAGACACAAACAGCAGCAUU